Messenger RNA from Rhineura floridana, 7233 nucleotides. RefSeq names its product dedicator of cytokinesis 10 (gene DOCK10). The record is from RefSeq and is a predicted model, not a curated record. Lineage: Eukaryota; Metazoa; Chordata; Lepidosauria; Squamata; Rhineuridae. Gene Ontology annotation, molecular function: guanyl-nucleotide exchange factor activity. Gene Ontology annotation, biological process: regulation of cell migration; positive regulation of GTPase activity; small GTPase-mediated signal transduction. The transcript has 57 exons. Bases 126 to 6749 code for a protein of 2207 amino acids.
GGAAAUGAUUGGAGAGAGCUGGCUGGCUGCAGCUGCAUUGUAGGCUGUUUUCAGGGACAAGAAGCUACUGUUUUUCAAACAUAGCAUAAACAUUGAAGUUAUUUUGUAGGCUUCAGGAUGCAGCUAUGGGCUGUGCUGCCAGCAUUGUUCUGCUUCAAGCCUUUCGUUCAGUGGUACAGAGGAACUGUGCACAUAUUUGUAGACGACGGCAAGAGGAAUUAUCACACGAAAUCCUGCCUCUGGAUAGUGAUGAUGAAAUGAGCAGACCCAGAACUCUCAUUAUUAUGCAGGAGAAACCUAAACUUCUAGAGCCUUUGGAUUAUGAAGCGGUCAUUGCAGAAAUUGAGAAGACUGUUGAAAACGAUGAUCUCAAAGACCUCAUAUUGUUCCCAGAUGAUGAUUUUUCAAUAGCCACACUUCCCUGGGAAAUAAGAACACUAUACUCAUCAGUUUCUGAAGAUGCAGAGGAAAAAGCAGAACACUUGUUUGUUAAAGAGGCUUGUAAAUAUUACAGUUCCCAAUGGCAUAUUGUAGACUACAAAUAUGAGCAGUACUCAGGAGAUUUUAGACAUUUACCAAGGCAUGAGUAUGGACUAGAUAAACUCCCUUCACAUUCCUUUGAAAUUGAUCAUGAAGAUGUUGACAAGGAUGAAGAUACAACAUCCCACUCAUCUUCGAAAGGUGGUGGAGGAGGAGGAGGGACGGGAGUUUUCAAAUCUGGCUGGCUUUAUAAGGGGAAUUUUAACAGCACAGUAAACAACAGCAUUACGGUUCGGUCUUUCAAAAAGCGCUACUUCCAGCUGACGCAGUUGUCAGACAACUCAUAUAUAAUGAACUUCUACAAAGAUGAAAAGAUCUCAAAGGAGCCCAAAGGCUGCAUCUUUUUGGAUUCCUGUACAGGGGUUUUGCAGAAUAACAGGCUUCGGAAACAUGCCUUUGAGCUGAAAAUGAAUGACUUGACAUACUUUGUGCUGGCAGCUGAAAAUGAGCAAGAUAUGGAUGAAUGGAUUUUCACUCUCAACAAGAUUCUGCAGAUCAAUCCAGAAGGGUCCGUUCAAGAGAGAAAGAGCGCAGACAUCACAGAUCUGAAAUUUGAUUCUGAAGACAUGUCAGUGAAUUAUGAUUGCCCACAAGAGGAAACUGAUUCUUCAGAGAAUAGCUUGCAUCCAGAUUUUUCUAAAUACCUCACAGAAACAGAAGAAACUGUCAGAGCAUCUCGAAAUAUGGAUCGGCUAAAUCUGUUCUCCCUAGAUCCUGACAUUGCUGCAUUGAAUCUACAAAGGAAAGAAUGCCAAGCAACAGAUUCAUUGCUCAAGCCUUUUGAAGAGAAGGAUGCAAAGCGAAUCAUGAUAACAUGCAAAUCCCUUAAUCUGAAUCUUCAAGCUUGUGUUUCUGAGAAUGAAAAUGAUCCAGUCACCAAUAUUGAGCCUUUCUUUGUGAGUGUGGCUCUUUUUGAUGUGCGGGACAAUAGGAAACUCUCGGCUGAUUUCCAUGUGGAUCUAAAUCAUACUCUGGUCAGACAGAUGAUGUCAGGUUCUUCGUCCUCGUUAGAAAAUGGUACUAUUGAGACUGUUGGCACCAAAGAAGAAGAACCACAGGUUAAAGGGUUUCCAGAAGAAUGGCUGAAGUACCCAAAACAGGCUGUUUUCUCAAUAAGCAAUCCCCAUUCUGAAAUUGUUCUGGUGGCAAAAAUUGAAAAGGUGCUCAUGGGAAAUAUCACCACCAGUGCAGAACCUUAUAUAAGGAACUCAGACUCUAACAAGUGGGCCCAGAAAGUGUUAAAAUCCAACAAGCAAUUCUGCAGCAAGUUGGGGAAAUAUCGGAUGCCCUUUGCUUGGUCUGUACGACCAGUCUUUAAAGAUAAUCAGGGAAAUAUUGACAGAGAUUCCCGGUUCUCACCUUUGUUCAGGCAAGAAAGUAGCAAAAUUUCAACAGAUGACUUAAUGAAACUUAUCAUGGAAUACAGAAGAGCAGAGAAGAUCAACAAAAUUCAGAUCAUCCCUGGCAGUUUAGAAAUCAUAGUUGACUGUGUACCUUUAGAGCACCAAAAUUGUAUAACAUCAUCUUUUAUUCCAAUCAAACCAUUUAAUGAUAUCAAGGAGCAUCAACCAACAGUAGAACUGGAAGAAUUUGUCCAAGAAUCUACAAAGUACUCCCAGACUUACAGAUCAUAUAAAAACCAAAUCUAUAUAUAUCCCAAACAUCUGAAAUAUGAUAACCAAAAAUGCUUCAACAAGGCACGGAAUAUAACUGUGUGUAUUGAAUUUAAAAGUUCCGACGAAGAAGGAGCCAAACCCAUGAAGUGUAUCUAUGGGAAACCUGAUGGACCGCUGUUUGCAUCAGAAGCAUAUACAUCUGUGCUGCAUCAUUCACAGAACCCUGAUUUCUAUGAUGAGGUGAAAAUUGAGCUGCCUACUCAUCUCCAUAAGAAGCACCACAUUCUGUUUUCAUUUUAUCAUGUCACCUGUGACAUAAAUGCAAAAGCUAAUGCCAAAAAGAAAGAGGCCCUGGAAACAUCAGUGGGAUAUGCUUGGCUACCUUUAUUGAAAGAUGACCAACUAGUGUCUCAAGAACAUAAUAUUCCAGUGGCAUCCAGCCUUCCUCCUGGUUAUCUAAGCCUUCAGGAUCCUGCAGCUGGAAAGCAUAGUGGAAGUGACAUUAAGUGGGUAGAUGGAGGAAAGCCACUCUUCAAAGUGUCUUCAUUGGUUGUAUCAACGGUUUAUACUCAGGAUCCAUAUCUGAAUAGAUUUUUCCAGCAGUGCCAAAAAAGAAACAGAGAUCUCUCCCAACCACCUACCUCAAACUUUAUCAUCUCCUGUAAGAAUUUGCUUAAAAUUGAGAAGAUCCAUGUCAUUGUGAAUUUUCUUCCUGUGAUUCUGAAUCAGCUCUUCUGGGUUCUUGUGCAGAAUAAGGAGGAUGAAAUUACAACCACUGUGACCAGGGUGCUUACUGAUAUUGUUGCCAAGUUCCAUGAAGAACAAUUAGACCACUGUAUUCAGUCAUAUGUAAAGUACGUAUUCAAGACCAAGUCAUUUGAAGAAAGGACCGUUCAUGAGGAACUGGCCAAGAACAUGACUGGUCUGUUGAAGUCUAAUGAUCAAAGAACAGUGAAACAUGUUUUAAAGCACUCCUGGUUCUUUUUUGAAAUUAUCUUAAAAUCAAUGGCUCAGCAUUUGGUGGACACAAAAAGUAUACAGAUCCCUCGCACUGAGAGAUUUCCAGAAUCAUUCCAAAGUGAGCUGGAUGCACUCAUCAUGGUCAUAGCGGAUCAUGUUGUUUGGAAACACAGGGAUGUUCUUGAAGAAACAAAGAAUGCAAAUCACAGUGUUGGCAGGUUUCUGAAGCGUUGUUUCACAUUCAUGGAUCGUGGAUUUGUCUUUAACCUGAUCAACAGCUAUAUAAGCAUGUUUGGACCAGGUGACAGCAAGAUUUUGUUCCAGUAUAAAUUUGACUUCCUUGAAGAAGUAUGUAAUCACGAACAUUUCAUUCCUCUGUGCCUGCCUAUGAGAUCUGCAGACAUUCCAGAUCCAGCGACACCUUCUGAAACAACACAGCAGUUUCAUGCAUCGGAUAUUCCGGAAUAUACUGUGACAAAUGAGUUUUGCCGGAAGCAUUUCUUAAUUGGAUUACUUCUGCGGGAGAUUGGGUUUGCACUCCAGGAAGACCAGGAUAUUAGGCACAUGGCCCUGGCAGUACUAAAAAAUCUCAUGGCAAAACAUUCAUUUGAUGAUCGAUACACAGCCCUGGAGAAACAGGCAAAGAUAGCAAACCUGUAUAUGCCUCUGUAUGGCAUGCUUUUGGAUAACAUGCCAAGGAUCUAUAUGAAGGACAUGUUUCUGUUCAACAUAAAUACAUCCAAUCAGGGAUCCAGGGAUGAUUUGAGCACUGCUGGUGGGUUUCAGAGCCAAGCAGCAAUGAAGCAUGCAAAUUCUGUAGAUACCUCUUUUUCCAAAGAUGUUCUUAACUCUAUAGCAGCCUUUUCAUCAAUAGCUAUUUCUGCAGCAAACCAUGCUGACUCCAGAGGCUCCUUAGCAAGUCUCGACUCUAACCCAAGCACCAAUGAAAAGAACAGUGAGGCAACUGAAACUUGUGAAAAGAUUGUGAGGCCAUUAUCUCUUAUUGGGUCAGCUCUUCGUUUUGACAAACUGGAUCAGGCUGAAACAAGAAGUCUCCUUAUGUGUUUCCUUCACAUUAUGAAAACAAUUUCAGAAGAUACAUUGAUCUCCUAUUGGCAGAGAGCACCAUUCACGGAGAUAACAGACUUUUUCAGCAUUUUAGAGGUUUGCCUUCAAAAUUUUAGAUAUCUAGGAAAACGAAACAUAGUGAGGAAAAUUGCUGCUGCAUUUAAAUUUGCUCAAACAACCCAGAAUAAUGGAACCCUGAAAGGCUCUAACUCAUCCUGCCAGAUGUCUGGACUUCUGCCCCCGUGGAUACAUUCUGCUUCCAACAGUGAGGUUCACAAGCACCACAGAUCUCAGACUUUACCAAUCAUCCGUGGCAAAAAUGCCUUUUCCAAUCCUAAACUCCUGCAGAUGAUAGACAGCACCAUUGCAAGUGGUUCUAAUGAAACAGAUAUUGUGAACUACGUAGAUACUGAAGCCAACAAUGCCACAGAAGUUUGCCUUACUAUUCUUGACCUAUUAUGUCUGUUUACUCAACAUUACCAGAGACAACUUCAACAAUCAGAUUGCCAGAAUACACUGAUGAAGAAAGUCUUUGAUACUUUCCUGCUGUUUUUGCAAAUCAAUCAUUCUGCAGCUGCUCUCAAACACGUUUUUGCUGCUCUUAGAUUGUUUGUGAGUAAGUUCCCUUCAGCAUUCUUCCAAGGGCAAGCUGACUUAUGCGGCUCAUUCUGCUAUGAAAUUCUUAAGUGCUGUAAUCACAGGUCACGGUCAACUCAAACAGAAGCCUCCGCACUUCUUUUUUUCUUCAUGAGAAAGAAUUUUGAAUUUAAUAAGCAGAAGUCAAUAGUCAGGUCCCAUCUGCAGCUCAUCAAAGCUGUAAGCCAAUUGAUUGCAGAUGCAGGGAUUGGAGGCUCUCGGUUUCAGCAUUCACUGGCAAUUACAAAUAACUUUGCUAAUAGAGACAAGCAAAUGAAAAACAGUAACUUCCCAGCAGAAGUGAAAGACUUGACCAAACGCAUAAGGACAGUUUUAAUGGCUACAGCUCAGAUGAAAGAACAUGAGAAGGACCCUGAGAUGCUAGUGGAUUUGCAGUACAGUUUGGCAAAUUCAUAUGCCAGCACACCUGAAUUACGUAGGACAUGGCUGGAGAGCAUGGCCAAGAUCCAUGCUAGAAAUGGAGACUUAUCAGAGGCUGCUAUGUGUUAUAUCCAUAUAGCUGCCCUUAUUGCUGAAUACCUGAAAAGGAAGGGUUACUGGAAAAUGGAAAAGAUAUGUACUUCUCGUAUGCUCCCGGAAGAUGCUGAACUCUCUGAUAGUAAUGUGUUACUAACAACUCACACUGGAGGAAGCUUAUUUUCUAUGGGAUGGCCAGCUUUCCUCAACAUUACACCAAAUAUUAAAGAAGAAGGAGCUAUGAAGGAAGACUCUGGAAUGCAAGAUACACCAUAUAAUGAGAACAUCCUUGUGGAACAGCUAGAAUUAUGUGUUGACUAUUUGUGGAAAUCUGAAAGAUAUGAACUCAUUGCUGAAGUUAACAAGCCAAUAAUUGCAGUAUUUGAGAAACAUAGAGACUUCAAGAGACUGUCUGAGUUGUACUAUGACAUCCAUAGAUCUUAUCUGAAAGUGGCAGAAGUGGUAAAUUCUGAGAAGCGUUUGUUUGGACGAUAUUACCGGGUAGCGUUUUACGGACAGGGCUUUUUUGAAGAAGAGGAAGGUAAGGAAUAUAUCUACAAAGAGCCCAAAUUAACAGGCCUGUCUGAGAUUUCUCAGAGGUUGUUGAAGCUUUAUGCAGAUAAGUUUGGAGCUGACAAUGUGAAGAUAAUUCAAGACUCAAACAAGGUUAACCCCAAGGACUUAGAUCCAAAAUAUGCUUACAUCCAAGUGACAUAUGUCACACCCUUCUUUGAAGAUAAAGAAGCCGAAGAGCGGAAGACUGACUUUGAGAUGCAUCACAAUAUCAACCGCUUUGUGUUUGAAACACCGUUCACGUUGUCAGGGAAGAAGCACGGAGGCGUGGAAGAGCAAUGCAAGAGAAGGACCAUUCUGACAACCAGCCAUUUAUUUCCUUAUGUGAAGAAGAGGAUACAAGUCAUAAGCCAAACAAGCACAGAGCUGAACCCCAUUGAAGUUGCCAUUGAUGAGAUGUCUAAAAAAAUUUCAGAACUCAACCAGCUUUGCACAAUGGAAGAAGUAGAUAUGAUCAGGCUACAACUGAAACUACAAGGAAGUGUCAGUGUCAAGGUAAAUGCUGGGCCAAUGGCUUAUGCUCGAGCUUUCCUUGAAGAAACAAAUGCUAAGAAAUACCCAGAUAACCAAGUUAAACUUUUGAAGGAAAUCUUCAGGCAGUUUGCAGAUGCAUGUGGGCAAGCUCUUGAAGUUAAUGAACGGCUUAUUAAGGAGGACCAGUUGGAAUACCAGGAAGAAAUGAAAUCUCAUUACAAGGAUAUGCUCACUGAGCUCUCUGAAGUUAUGAACGAACAGCUCUGUCAUGGUCAGUGUUUAUACAACUUCUCUGCUUCACUGUCUAACAUUUCCCUCAAUACUAUAGCCAAAAGUGAUCACAUGCAAGGAGGAUUCUGCAAAGCAGCAAGGACUGGAACCACCUUAUUCCCAUGCAAUCAGUAGAACAAUCACAGCCCCACCUGGACCACAGGUAGCAUCAAAUACUGAUAGCUGAAUCUGACUUUCAACAGUUCGCUAGAGAACUUUGGGAUAAGCAAAUCAUGAAGGAUCCCAGGAAAAUGAAAUGUGGUACCUUGUUUUAAUUUAUUAAACAUUUUCAGUGUUAUUUUUUUUAAUUGUCAGUUUGAUAUUUUUUUAAUGUUCUUGCCUUUUCUGAUAUUUGCACAUUUCCAGUUGUUUUCUUUAUUAUGGUUCAGUCUUGAUUAAACCGAUUGAACAUGAAAUUUCCAUUGAACCUUUAGUUUCAGAACAAGCCUUAUGCUUGCUGUAAAUGAUAAUAGAAUCUAAUACAAGUCCUAGUAUACAUAUAUUUUAAAGGUCAAAAGUGGAUGUUUUAUAACCUUUAAGAAUAUUGCAAUUGUAAAUAGAAGAUGUGUAAAAUAUGUCAUUUUUACAAAAAAAUAGUUAAUAAUUGACAUUGCUAAAA